Zychaea mexicana is the source of this 1890-nucleotide messenger RNA. RefSeq lists its product as uncharacterized. The transcript has 2 exons. The record is from RefSeq and is a predicted model, not a curated record. NCBI's taxonomy places the organism in Eukaryota, Fungi, Mucoromycota, Mucoromycetes, Mucorales, Lichtheimiaceae. The coding region runs from base 147 to 1700 and encodes 517 amino acids. Gene Ontology annotation, molecular function: FAD binding.
CUCCUGUUUACUGAACUCAAAGGAACGCAACCAAUUUAUUGCCACAUGCUUACUCUAUUAAAAGCAACAGAGAAAGAAAGGGGCAACUGUUAAGAAAAGCCAAAAGCACCCACUUCUAUCCGUAAUUGACGGCUGCAAGGGAGGAAAUGCAGCAACCCAUUCCUUUUUCUUUACUAACAAUAGCACUUUUUUUUUCUUUUCCUAUCUUUUCUUGGCUGCAUUUUAAGUUAUUCUACUUCUUUAUUCCUAUGCCUUUAAAUAAAAGCGAUAACAACCAGCCAGUGCUUAUUAUCGGUGCGGGUAUAUCCGGACUUACACUGGCUAAUGUGCUGAAAUACCGUGGCGUACCUUACAAAAUAUUUGAAAGGGACGCAUCUGCUUUUGCAAGAUUUCAAGGGUGGGCAAUUACAUUAAACUUCUCUCUUCCCAUGUUGAAAGCGGCAAUCGCCCCUGCAAAGUAUGCAACACUUGGAGCCAAGGCAGCAGUUAAUCCAAAUGAUCGAGCUUCGUUUGCCGUGGUGGAUGGCAUUGAGAGCAGAUGUUUGGGCCUGAUGAGCGCGCCGCCGAAUACCGAUUUGUUUCGCCUUAACCGUGGGCGUUUCCGUACGUGGUUAUUGGAGGACGUUAUGGAUGAUGUUAUAUGGGGCAAGACAUUUGAUCACUACACCAAUGUAGCAGUUGAUGGUGAUGGUGAUGGCAUCAAGAGCAGCAGCAGCAGCAGUAGCAGUAGUAGUAGUGAUAGUAGUUGUAGCGGCAUCAAGGUGAUCUUUACGGACGGAACGGUAGAAUAUGGCAAGAUACUCGUAGGCGCAGACGGGGUCCAUUCACAUGUAUGUCGUCAGCUCAUUGGUCCCGAGGCAUUCGAACAAACUACCACAACAAAUGCGCUACGCAAUCUGGCUGCAAGCUACUGGAUCAACGACGAGUUGCGUCGCGAAAUCGAAAAACUCGGCCCAUGCAUGAUGAUCGCUCCUGCAAGUAAGAGUGAUGACUCCAACAAGCACUCGACCUGUAUCAUUGCUUCGUUACUGGAUGUUGACCAUACACAGAAAAAUCCCUAUGAAAUGAUGUGGUCUGUAACUUGGCCAGAGAAAGAUGCUGGUAUUCACCUUGCAGCUGUCGAAGAAGGAAAAAAAGUAUUACAUCCGUCAUCUUGGCUAUCAGCAUCGGUCAAAAGCUAUUGUGCAACAGACAAGCUCCAGCGGGCCAAGGCAAAAGUGGUCGAGGCUGGGUUCACGGGACCAUUAAGGCAGUUAGUAAUGGAAACGCCAGUUAACACUAAUGUACGUUCCCUGUAUAUCAAAGAGCGAGCACCGCAUCCGAAUCUCGAGGCGAUCUGCAACCAGAAACAACAUCAGCGUACAGUGCUUAUAGGCGAUGCUGCACACCCAAUGACAAAUCACGGAGGCCAAGCUGGAAAUCACGCUAUAGUAGAUGCGUGUUUACUCGGUUUAGAACUUGCCAACGCGUACAAAGAUGAAAGUGCUGUAGAAGACACAGUGAACGCGUAUUACAAGGAUAUGCUACCUAGAGCUCGAGAAGCAGUGGCGGCCGCACAUCAAUCAUGUAUCAGCUACCAUUCACCACGCGCUCAAGUUUUGGAAUAUUUAAAUACUAUAGCAUCAGCAGGGAUUGAAGAAUACUGCUUUAAGCAAAAACCUACCCCAUUACAGAGGCAUUACAUUGCCUCAAAAUUAUAAUCAUUAUUAUACAUAACCUAAGACAAUAAUAUUAUAGCGGAAUAGUUUCAGAUGAGACUAUUUUGAUAAUAUUACACAAGCAUCAAACGGCGCAUUUCACUUGAGCACAUGUACAAUUCAUAUAUAGCACAUGUACAAUUCAUAUAUUAUACGGUUCUCGUUUCUAGAAGUAUUAUUCAUAGAAUCAAAA